UAAGAGAGAUCGAUAUGGAAAUGAUGAUGGUUACCGAUGAACAAUACCUAGGGUUAGGCAGACGCCGAAGGUGUUCCAUUGACGGUGAGAACGUCCAAGUCCAAGUCGAAGUCGUAAGGUGUGUCAAAAGAAGGCGAAGAGAUCCAGCAGCAUUGAUCGAUAUCGUCAACCAAGACGGUCAUCAGCGACAAUGUGAUCAAGGCAACGCCGCAGCUAGUGCCGCCACUGUGAAAAGAAGUUCAAGGUUUCGUGGAGUCAGUAGGCAUCGAUGGACUGGUCGAUAUGAAGCCCAUUUGUGGGAUAAGCUCUCUUGGAAUGUUACACAGAAGAAGAAAGGCAAACAAGUUUAUCUUGGAGCUUAUGAUGAUGAAGAAGCUGCUGCAAGAGCUUAUGAUUUAGCUGCACUUAAGUAUUGGGGGACUUCCACUUUCACCAAUUUUCCUUUACCAGGUUAUGAAAAGGAGAUUGAAAUAAUGCAAACCCUCACAAAAGAGGAGUACUUGGCCUCUUUAAGAAGAAAGAGCAGUGGGUUUUCAAGAGGUGUAUCCAAGUACAGGGGAGUAGCAAGGCACCACAACAAUGGAAGAUGGGAAGCAAGAAUAGGGAGAGUCUUUGGAAACAAAUAUCUCUACCUUGGCACUUACAGCACUCAAGAAGAGGCUGCUCGAGCUUACGACAUUGCAGCAAUUGAAUAUAGAGGGAUGAAUGCAGUGACCAAUUUUGAUUUAAGUAAUUACAUCAGAUGGUUAAAGCCUAAUGAAUCACUGCCAAUGGCGGCAGAGCCUGAGGCGGCAAUGUUACCAAGGCAAUGCAGUACCCCAAGAGAGGAAUAUAAGCCCUCCUUCAACCACUUGUUUGCUGCUGAUUACUUGAACUCUUCAUCAAAUAAAGAAUUUCUUGAAAGCAGCAAGAUCCAUGUGAUGAACUCAAACAAGUGCUCAUCAACUACUGCGCUGGGUUUGCUCCUUCGAUCUUCCUUGUUUCGAGAACUGGUUGAAAAGAAUGUUGCAAAAGUGGCUGAAGCUGAAAACGGUAGUACAGAUGAAGAUGAUGAACCCAAGAACAAAGAAUUAGCAGGCACUGAUGAUGAGCUUUAUAGGCUGUUUUAUGAUGGAAUUGCUACUGAAUUGCAAGAAAGACAAUCCUCUUUCAUUUUAUGA
Molecule: messenger RNA, 1160 nt
Organism: Hibiscus syriacus
Lineage: Eukaryota; Viridiplantae; Streptophyta; Magnoliopsida; Malvales; Malvaceae
Product: AP2-like ethylene-responsive transcription factor At1g16060
Exons: 7
Coding region: 15-1160 (381 amino acids)
Biological process (GO): regulation of DNA-templated transcription
Molecular function (GO): DNA-binding transcription factor activity; DNA binding
Source: RefSeq, a predicted model, not a curated record